CGGACACCUUCAGUUGACGGAAGCGCUCGGGGUCCUGCCCGUCACACGUGCGGCUGGAGCCACCGUGAGCGACAGCAGCCAUGCCCAAGUCGAAGAGAGACAAGAAAGUGUCUUUAACUCGGACGGUGAAGAAGGGGCUCGAGUCCAAACAGAAACUCAUCCAAGAGCUCCGCUCCUGCGUGGACACCUAUAAGCGCCUGUUCAUCUUCUCGGUGGCCCACAUGAGGAACAGCAGACUGAAGGACAUCCGAACCGCGUGGAAGCACAGCAGGUUCUUCUUUGGCAAGAACAAGGUCAUGGUGGUGGCCUUGGGGAAGGGAGAGACGGACGAGUACCGGGACAACUUGUGCAAGGUGAGCAGGCAGCUGCGAGGAGAGGUGGGCGUGCUCUUCACCAACAAGACCACAGAGGAUGUUCAGGAGUAUUUCAGUCACUUCAAAGAGACGGACUACGCCCGCUCAGGGAACCAGGCGCAGAUGGACGUGACGCUGGACGCUGGGCCCCUCCAGCACUUCACUCACUCCAUGGAGCCCCAGCUGCGGCAACUGGGGCUCCCGACCGCUCUGAAGAAAGGGGUGGUGACGCUGCUGCAGGACUACCAGGUCUGCAGGGAGGGGGAGACGCUGACGCCCGAGCAGGCCCGCCUCCUGAAACUGCUGGGCAUCGAGAUGGCGGAGUUCAAGGUGCAGAUCAAGUCCGUGUGGAACUCGGAGACGGGGGAGUUUUUGAAUCUCAGCGGCAAGGAGGAGGAGGCAGCCAUGCAGGAGGAUGAAGACGAGGAAGAUGAAGAAUGAAACUUCUGCAGAGACUGGAACGAUUGCGUCACGCGUGUCUUUUAUUAUUGUGGUGGAUGUUCAGGCCUGAAGAGUGAAUUAAAGCUCUUUCAGAGGCGCUUCAUCUGAAGUAGUUGGGACACUGGUGGGCCACAAGGUUCCAGGCUGCUGUGAAGGCUUCCACCACGCUCUCCUCCAGAGGGCCCUGCUCCACCGCAGCCAGGUUCUCCUUCAGCUGCUCCAUGGUGGACAUGCCGAUGAUCACGCCGUCUCCCAGGUCCCCCUGCCACGUGCACGCACGCACGCACGCACGCACACACACAGGUUUGUAUUGGGGACCAUCACCCCUUUCCCCAGCCGCUCACCUCAACCAGGGCUAGCUAUUUUUGAAGUGUCCCCACAGAGUCAUAUGGUCCCCACAAGGACAGUGUUUAGCCCAGAAUUGCUCCCCACAAAGUCAGAUAAAAGCGAGCGGCGUUUUGACUCUGGUGUGUGCGGUGUAAAGAUCAAGGAAGCAAAUGUCUGAGGGAAGCGGUCGUUCGCGCUUCAGAACAUGAGCAGAGCUAAAGACCCACUCAGCGAGGCCAGUCACGAAGGGUCUGAGACUGAGUUACCUUGAGCUGCGAGUGAUGGUACAUCCAGCGCAGGGCGGCCGAGGUCAGAGAAGGUCGGCCUGCGCCGUACGCCGUCUCCAGCGCCUCCGACACCACCUGGAUGGCCUGGAAGUGGCUGGCGUUCCAGUACCUGUCGUCACAAGACGAAGAGUCAGCACGCCAGCUGCGCUGGGCGGAGGCGGCUCCCCGAACCCACCUGUCCCGGUACGCAGCCGCCCAGCUGUUCCCGAAGAAGCGCCCUUCAGGCUGGGCACCAUCUUGGUCCGUGUAGUGGUACUUCCCCGUCAGGAGGCCACCUGCAGUCAGGAGGAGUGGUCACCAGGCCGCUCGGCUGUGCCGCGCUGACGACGGCGCCCCCUACCGGCCAGAGGAUUGUAGGCGU
Messenger RNA from Synchiropus splendidus (mandarinfish), 1769 nucleotides. RefSeq names its product MRT4 homolog, ribosome maturation factor (gene mrto4). Gene Ontology annotation, cellular component: nucleolus; preribosome, large subunit precursor. The record is from RefSeq and is a predicted model, not a curated record. Gene Ontology annotation, biological process: ribosomal large subunit biogenesis; rRNA processing; ribosomal large subunit assembly. Lineage: Eukaryota; Metazoa; Chordata; Actinopteri; Syngnathiformes; Callionymidae. The transcript has 8 exons. Bases 81 to 794 code for a protein of 237 amino acids. Gene Ontology annotation, molecular function: RNA binding.